Molecule: messenger RNA, 774 nt
Organism: Parnassius mnemosyne (clouded apollo)
Lineage: Eukaryota; Metazoa; Arthropoda; Insecta; Lepidoptera; Papilionidae
Source: the annotation of a GenBank genome assembly
AUGGAAAAUUUCGAUACAUUCCUUUUUUUCACACAGAUAAUUUGGAAAAACACACGAGAGCCCGGAGUAGGAAGUGCCAAAAGUAAAACAGGAAAGUUGUAUGUUGUGGCUAAUUACUUUCCUCCAGGUAACUACCGUGGGAAAUUUGUGAAAAAUGUUCUAUUCCCGGGGGCCUUGCAAUUUAGAUCAAGUUUGAGUAGUUAUAACUCUGAUAGUGAACGGAAUUAUUCAAAAAGGCCACCAUCUCAAAAUUUAAGAAGCAGUAAAAACUUAUCUGGGAUAGCAACAGAGCUAGUCACAAAAUUAGGAUCGGUGUCAAUAUCUGGGGAAACAUUUGAAGAAGAAUUUUUAAGAGCACACAACGAAUAUCGCAAGCGGCACGGCGUUCCACCACUAGAGCUUAACAAGAAACUUUGUAAAUACGCAGAAGAGUGGGCCAAACAACUCGCUGAAAAUGGACAAGUGGAACACAGAGAUCGGAGCGAAUACGGUGAAAAUAUAUUUUAUGCUUGGUCUUCAGAUUCCAAUUUUGAGGUUUCCGGCCGAGAUCCUGUAGAUAAGUGGUAUAACGAAAUUAAUUUGCAUGAUUUUGGGAGAGAACCAAACGAUUUUAAGUCGGGACACUUUUCUCAGGUUAUAUGGGAGGAGAGCAAAGAACUAGGUGUAGGAGUUGCUAAAUCCAAAGAUGGUGAAGUAUAUGUGGUUGCUUAUUAUUUUCCACCCGGAAAUAUAAUGGGUAGUUUUUCCAAAAAUGUAAAACCACCAAUUAACUAA